This is a messenger RNA of Cryptomeria japonica (Japanese cedar), 3048 nucleotides long. Its product is annotated as G-type lectin S-receptor-like serine/threonine-protein kinase SD2-5. Gene Ontology annotation, biological process: protein phosphorylation. The record is from RefSeq and is a predicted model, not a curated record. The coding region runs from base 359 to 2920 and encodes 853 amino acids. The transcript has a single exon. Gene Ontology annotation, molecular function: ATP binding; protein serine/threonine kinase activity. NCBI's taxonomy places the organism in Eukaryota, Viridiplantae, Streptophyta, Pinopsida, Cupressales, Cupressaceae.
GAGGCGUGUUCUGCAAGAUGAUGACCUAAAAUAUCGGUAGAGGCGUGUUCUGCAAGAUGAUGACCUAAAAUAUCGGUAGAGGCGUGUUCUGCAAGAUGAUGACCUAAAAUGUUCAUCUUGCCCACUAUCAUCUAUUCGCCCACAUUCAUUGACUCUCAUCUUCAAUGAUUUUUUUGUUCGUUUUAAAUUUGGAGAGUCUUUGUCUUGUAGUUGAUCGUGAUGAACCCACGCGAUUUAGGAUAAGCAAUGGGAUUCAAAGUCUUCCUAAUGAAAUUAUCUUUAAUUAGUCGGAAGCAUUUACAUUAUUCUGGCUGUGCCACUGCCCUCUGUCCUUCGGAUUUCUAUUCUGCUUUGAAAGAUGAGGAGAAUCGACUCUUUUAUUUUCCCUAUUGCUGCUAUUGUCAGUGUCUUCCUUAAAUCAUCUUCUGUAUUUCUACAAUCAUCUGCUCUGCCUUCUACAACGGCAUAUGGAGGCACCACAUGGACAAAUAAUGUCCAGUCUUUAGAGUCAUGGACACCUCAAUCAGUUGGCCUAAGUGCAGUCACAGUCAGACCUGUUCUUCUCUCCAACAAUAUCUCAUAUGGCGGUGAGAACCUGAGGUUUGGAUGUGGAUUCUUCUGCUUCUCUAUUCCUUGUCAAACGGGUUACUCUUUUGCAGUUUUCUUUGUUAUCUACCAGACUGAUUAUACUGAUCCAGAUGACCUGCAAAUGGUCUGGACUGCAAACAGAGAGAGUUUAGUACAAGACAACGCGACCCUUGGACUCACCUCCACUGGGAAUCUUGUCUUGAAGGAUGCAGAUGGCAGUUUGGUCUGGUCUACAAAUACAUCCUCCAAAGAUUUUCAAGGAAUAAUGAUCGAAGAAACGGGGAAUUUAGUGCUCUUGAACAGCUCCAAUGGAACCAUGUGGCAGUCUUUCGACUAUCCUGCUGAUACGCUCCUGCUAGGCCAGAAGUUUAAGUUGGACCAGAAACUUAUUGCAAAUUUUUCUCCGACCAAUACAAGUCAAGGAUUUUACUACGGAUCCUUGAAAGUGGACGGCUUUGCUAUGUAUACGGCCCCUGCGCCCGCUCAAAUGUAUUUUAGGUAUCCACGGGAACCCACAACUGUUAUAAUAGCCUAUAUACAGUUGGAUAAUGAGACGCUCAGUUUCUAUCCUGUGGGAUAUCCAUCGAUUCCCAUUGUAGUGAGCCUUCCUAUACCUAAAAAUUGCCUCUACUUUAAGAUAGAUUCAGAUGGGCAUUUGCAGUUCUAUUCGUUCCAACCAACAACUGGAAAGUCUGUUACUGACUAUUUGACAAGCUUUACUAGUGCAUUAACUAUAUGUGGGUAUCCAAGAAUUUGUGGGGACUACGGUGUCUGCAACGAUGGUCAUUGCAGCUGUCCAGAAGAGGGUAACGCUUUUACUCAGAUUAAUGCCUCCAACCCCAGUUCGGGCUGUGUUCCACUUAGUCCUCUAGUCUGUCCAGAGAAGUCCGCAAUCAGUAGCCGUCAACAAGAUUAUGAGUUGUUGGAGAUUGAUCAUGCUUCGUAUUUCACUUAUGCUUCGUAUUUCACUUAUUCCUAUGGAAAUGCGUCUAUCACAGAGUUGGUUUCAAGAGAUGAAUGUAAAACUCUUUGUCUCAAAAAUUGCACCUGCAAAGCUGCUUUUUUCAGGUAUGGCAUCUUUGGCAAUAGUUCUAGUGGUUAUUGUUAUCUGGAGGCCAAAGUUUACUCUCUGCAAAUGAAUACUGCAAGAGAUACCUUUUACAAUUCCACUGCUUAUAUCAAAUUUCAGGGGAUCUCGAAGCGUGCUAAUCGCUCAACUAUAGUUAUCAGUAUUACUGUUUGUGGUGGAUUGGUUGUGCUGUUUCUCUUAUUGGGGGCAUGGAUGGCGAAAUCUGGAAAAUGCAAUAAAAAGGAGAAAAGUGAUGAGCGUGAGGAUGAGGACGCUUCUGGAAACUGGCCAGCUGCAUUAACUUUUCGUUUCUCAUUCGGCGAAUUGGCAAAUGCUACAAACAAUUUCAGCACGAAGCUUGGUAGCGGGGGAUUCGGGUCUAUUUAUGAGGGCGUUCUGUCUGAUGGCACAAAGAUUGCAGUGAAGCGGCUUGACAGAGCAGGACAAGGAACAAAAGAGUUUAAAGCAGAGGUAGAAACGGUAGGCAGAAUUCAUCAUCUUAAUCUGGUAAGUUUGAAGGGCUUUUGUGCUGAGAAAUCCCAUCGAAUGCUCGUCUAUGAGUAUCAACCAAAUGGGUCUCUUGAGAAAUGGAUAUUUCCCAAGGAUACCGAUCGAUAUGUGCUGGAUUGGAAGACCAGAUCUAAAGUAGCUCUUCAUAUAGCACGGGGUUUGGCCUACUUACAUGAAGAGUGUGAACAGAGAAUUAUUCAUUUCGACAUCAAACCCCAAAACAUUCUCCUGGAUGAGCAUUUCAAUGCCAAGGUCUCAGAUUUUGGGCUUGCAAAGUUGACUAACAGAGAGCAAAGUGAAGUGAUAACUAUGUUGAGAGGAACGCCCGGUUAUAUGGCUCCUGAAUUGUUGAAUAUGCAUAUUACAGAGAAGGCAGAUAUAUAUAGCUUUGGUGUUAUGUUGGUUGAGAUUGUGAGCGGUAAAAGAAGCAGAGAGCUUACUGAGUUCCGCUUGUUCUCAGUAUUACAGAUGAAAGCCGAAGAAGGGAGAUUAGCAGAUUUGUUAGAUUCAAGGCUUGAAGAUGAAGCGGAUGUCGUGAAGGAAGAGGCAACUAAAAUGUUAGGAGUAGGGAUGUUGUGUAUACAGGAUGACUUUAUGAGCCGGCCAGUGAUGUCAAGUGUAGUAAGGAUACUGGAAGGGACGGCAGAGUUGGGCAGUUUCCCAUUUUCUUCGUCCACUGCUUCGGACCACUCAGUCCCGCUCUUAUCCGAACUCUCGUACACCGCAGAGUCUUCUACAUUAGCUGGAAAAUGAUUCCAUAUUUUGAUUGAUUUGAUUUUAGAAAUAUUGUUCAGUACGUACCCUUCAAUUAUUGUACUCGAUAAAGUCAUUUAUAAUUACAUUGAGAAACAUCUAACUAGCAUAUUUAUAUAUAUUUUAAA